UUGACAAGAAUAUCCAGAUGUACAGUUCGCUAUGAAAUCGGAAUUGGAAUUAGCAAAUUUCUGAAUAAUAAUAAACGUGUUUUGCAAAGAUGGAGAUGGAUAUGAAGGGACUUAAAAGGAGACAUUAUAUAUAAUAAUAUUAUUCAUUCAAAUGUAAUAGAACGGAAUAAAACCAAAUAACGCAAGACAGAACAAAUCGAAAACCAUGGAUAUGUUACCUACCGUGGAAAUUAUCUGUGGCUACAUAAUUCAAUGUUUUGUAUACAUGGAGGCGCCACUAAACUGGAUUCCAUCUUCAAGCUUCAAAUCGCUCAAACUUCGCAGUUGAUACUGGAUUGUUUUUUAGAAAGAUACUUAAUCGAAAUCUCUCGAGAUAAAGCAGUUUGGAUUGCGCAUUUUAGCUUAUAUUUAGUAUUUUGAGAACAAUAGAUCUCUCUUAAACUAUCACAAAGCUUACUUCUAAAGUGAUAUUCGUAUGAUCUGUUCAGAAUGAGUAGAAAAAGAGGAUUUCAAAGCAGUCGUAAUAUGAGAGAGAGUAGCGAAGAUAUGUUUUUAUCCCAAGACUAUCCUGGCCCGAGCAGCCAAACUAGCCAGGUAUCGUCACAACGUAUUAGAAGUUCAAUCAUCAAGGAUUCACAGAUCAUGAGUUCGCAAGAUAUGGAAACACAAAAAGAAAUGCAACUAAUCAGUAGUAUAAUAAGAUACCUUUUCAUGGCAGAUCGCAACAAGCUACCUAUACAGAAAUCACACAUUAUUAAACAUGUACUAGAUGGAAAUGGCAAAGUAUUUCGUUCUAUUAUAGAGAAUGUAAAUAUACAAUUAUCUGAGGUAUUUGGAUACAGCUUAGUAGAAGUUGAAGGUAAUAAAUAUAUAUUAGUAAAUAAAAUAGAAAAUAAUCUUCCACAUCUCACCUUCAACGAUAAUCAUAAGCUGGUGUUAUUGUAUCUUGUACUUGUUCAUAUUUUUAUGUAUGGUGAAUCAUGCAAAGAAGAAAUAUUGUGGGAUUUUCUUCAAAAUCUGGGUAUUAUAACUGAUGAUAAUUUUCAACAUGAAUACUUUGGCGACAUCAAACAAUUAGUGACAAUAGAUUUUGUAAAUCAGAGAUAUCUUGAGAAAGUAAUAAUAAAUAAGAAUGAUCCAACGGAUUUUGAGUUUACGUGGGGUUCUCGUGCGAAAAAUGAGCUCACUUAUCGUUCCGCUUUGCAAUUUGUAGCAGAUAUAUAUUUACUGUCCCUGAAAGCAGCCUUAAAACUGCAGGCAUUAAAGUCGUAG
Messenger RNA from Acromyrmex echinatior (Panamanian leafcutter ant), 1272 nucleotides. Its product is annotated as non-structural maintenance of chromosomes element 3 homolog. The record is from RefSeq and is a predicted model, not a curated record. Lineage: Eukaryota; Metazoa; Arthropoda; Insecta; Hymenoptera; Formicidae. Gene Ontology annotation, cellular component: nucleus.